ACCAGAAGUGCUCGCAAAGGUGCAAAACCUAUGAAAUUGCGUGCACAACCACAGUUACCAUGGAGAUAGGUUCACGGCCAAUGGAAACAGCACAAAUUGAGUUCACUGACAGUCGUUUCACAACCCAUAGUUUCUCGGAGAAGGUAGGAAGCACUGGUGUACUGUUCAAGGUAUUGAAGAUGAAGGAUAGUUUAUUUGUGUGGAUUGGCUCUAGUCAGGAGCCUAAACUGGUGAACAUGUGUGUUGCUAUGAAGAAUCCGUAUGAAUCUCUUCCACUAACAACUCAAGUGUUGGGCUCUCGGACAGAUGAGAUGUCUCCGGGCUUGGCCUCCCAGCUUACCAGACGCCUCAAUAAACCUGUGUUUGUCGGAGUUAACGUUGAACUGGACCGCUUCUUAUUUCCUGAAGUUACCAAGAGGCUGAAUGAAGAAAUAAAAAAACACCCAGAAUGUUUUUAGGUAAAAAAUGCUAUUGUUAAUAAAAGUUUUUAUAUUACA
Molecule: messenger RNA, 497 nt
Organism: Homalodisca vitripennis (glassy-winged sharpshooter)
Lineage: Eukaryota; Metazoa; Arthropoda; Insecta; Hemiptera; Cicadellidae
Product: proteasome assembly chaperone 4-like
Exons: 2
Coding region: 60-458 (132 amino acids)
Biological process (GO): proteasome assembly
Source: RefSeq, a predicted model, not a curated record